Molecule: messenger RNA, 1149 nt
Organism: Kockovaella imperatae
Lineage: Eukaryota; Fungi; Basidiomycota; Tremellomycetes; Tremellales; Cuniculitremaceae
Product: Sialidase
Exons: 2
Coding region: 1-1149 (382 amino acids)
Source: RefSeq, a predicted model, not a curated record
AUGAUUCACUUGGUGGCGCUCAGCCUCACCUCUGUGGCACUUGCCGCACCUACAACCGGGGCCACGCCUUGGGGUUACUUUACCAACAACACCAUCAUGACGACAAGCGGGAAUGCCAGUGUCAGUUAUCCGAGGUUCACAGAACUUCAAAAUGGGUCCAUUCUUGCCACUACGGCGUACAGAGGACCUCAACCACCUUACUUCCCAAUCUUCCGGUCGGACGAUGGUGGCGCCUCUUGGGAACAUGUAUCCGAUCUGCGUGAUCAGGUUGAAGGUGUCGGUUUCACCGCUCAACCCGCCAUCACUCAUUUGACUUUCCCUCUGGGAGGAUAUCCCGAGGGUACCAUCCUAGCUGGUGGUAAUAUCUUUGGGCUCAACUUUACCCGCAUCGACCUGUAUGCCAGUACAGAUGGUGCCAGGACUUGGGAGUUUGUCAGUCACGUUGCAGAGGGUGGCAGAGCCAAUACGACGAAUGGGGCGACGCCCGUGUGGGAGCCGAAGUUUCUUCCCUGGAACAACUCGGUGAUAGCUUAUUACUCUGAUCAGCGAAACCCAGAACACGGCCAACAAUUGUCCCAUCAGGUCUCGUACGACCUGAAGACUUGGGGUCCAGUCGUUACCGACGUCGCUCUGGAGCCGUAUGACGCGAGACCCGGAAUGACCAACAUCGCUCAUGUUCAAUCUGUCAACAAGUGGAUCCUCGUGCAUGAGACGCCCAUUGGCAACUCGUCUUCAUACGGUGUCAACUAUCCAGUUCACUACAAAUUGGCAGAUACCCCUGUCGACUUUGGACCCAGUCCAGAUAUCCCCCUCGUGGUGAACAAUAAGACUGCUCCUAACGCCUCUCCUUAUGUCGUUUGGAGCAAGGAUGGCGGACCGCUGGGAACCAUUAUCGUCUCCGAUGCGGACAACACUGGAGUCUUUACGAACACAGCUGGAGGAGAUCCCGAUAAAUGGGAACUACACGGCACACCAGCAGGGGCAGUCUACUCCCGAGCCGUUGAGAUCUUGCGCUGUCUGCCUAACCAUCUGUUGAUCUAUGGUGGUGACACAUAUGAUGGAGCAAUGGAAGGCGCCCAUGAACCUUUCUCAGUGACUUCUGUCAACCUCGAAGAGGUUCUCGCUGCACCUGAGUAUAGCUUUCCAUGA